Messenger RNA from Polypterus senegalus (gray bichir), 5913 nucleotides. RefSeq names its product zinc finger protein 501-like. The transcript is spliced from 3 exons. The record is from RefSeq and is a predicted model, not a curated record. Gene Ontology annotation, molecular function: DNA-binding transcription factor activity, RNA polymerase II-specific; protein dimerization activity; RNA polymerase II cis-regulatory region sequence-specific DNA binding. Lineage: Eukaryota; Metazoa; Chordata; Cladistia; Polypteriformes; Polypteridae. Bases 340 to 1818 code for a protein of 492 amino acids. Gene Ontology annotation, biological process: regulation of transcription by RNA polymerase II.
AAGUAAAAUGUUCACGCAUAUUAUAUUUUUAUAGCAUCUACGUCACUUUACAAAUGACUUUUCGUAGGAUUUAUUUUAUCCUUUUAAAGAGGAACAGAGACAGAAAUGGGAAGAGGUGGCGCACAGAUUUAUGUAAAGCAGAGCGAGGGCGUGCACGUUAACAGCAGGCAACGCGACGUGUCUUGUGACGUCAUCAAGAGCGACGAACACAAGUUGACGCGUUCCUCGUGUACCUCUCUCGCUUAAGAGCUGCAAACAAGAAGCCCUGGAUUGGUUUUUAUCAUUUUACUUAGAGGCAGGAGUAAGGAAGAAACCGCUGUAAUUUACUAUAACACCAAGAUGGAUGUGAAAGAGGAGGUGUACGAAGCUGGCAUUAAUACCAUGGAGGUAACAACUGGAAAUAUUAAGGAGGAGGAGCAUGCAUGGGAGUCUGUCCAUCAUGAGAAAGAGGGUCACCUCAUUAAGGAUGAGGAUUGUGGAGUGGCAUCAUCAGACAUUAAAGAAGAGGUAGAGGAGACUGCUGUCAACACUGAGGUGCACAAACAUAAAAUUGUGGAUCCUGUCAACCUCAAAUUGAGGUCUGAAUCACUACAAUCUGAUCCAAAGAGCACCAAGGAAAUUUCAUCUGUUAGAACUUGUGAAGAUCCACCUCCACCACCACCUACAAAUCAAUCUGGAGAAAGAGAAAAUCGCCACUGCUGCUUUGAAUGUGGAAAAGAAUUCUGUCACAGGAGUGCUCUUCAGAGACACAAUAGAAUUCACACCGGAGAAAAGCCGUAUUGCUGUAACGAAUGUGGCAAACAAUUUUCAUUGAAGAGCAGCCUUCUGGCACACACAAGAACUCACACUGGAGAGAAGCCAUAUUGCUGUAGUGAAUGUGGUAAGCGAUUUUCAAAUCUGAGCCAACUUCAGAGCCACAAAAGAACUCACACUGGCGAGAAGCCAUACUGCUGUUCUGAAUGUGGCAAACGAUUUUCAAAAGUGGGCAAUCUUCAGAGCCACAAAAAAGUUCACACAGGGGAAAAGCCAUUUGGCUGUUUGGAAUGUGGGAGACGAUUUUUGAAAAUGAGCAAUCUUAAGAGCCACACAAGAAUUCACACGGGAGAGAAACCGUUUUGCUGUUCUGAAUGUGGCAAACAGUUUUCUCAUAUGAUCAGUCUUAAGAGACACACUAUAGUUCACACGGGAGAAAAGCCGUAUUGCUGUUUAGAAUGCGGCAAACAAUUUUCAUGGAAAAAGAUUCUAUUGGCCCACACAAGAAUUCACACAGGAGAGAAGCCAUUUUCCUGUUGUGAAUGUGGCAAACAGUUUUCGCAAAGUAGCCAUCUUCAGAGUCACAAACGAAUUCAUACAGGAGAGAAGCCAUAUAGCUGUUCUGAGUGUGGUAAGCAGUUUUUGAAAAUGAGCAGUCUUCAAAGCCACAAAAUAAUUCACAUUGGUCCCACUACUAUAGAACGGACAAGUCAACACAGCAGUACUGUGAGUAAGAAAAUAAGAGCAGGAGGAACAAUCCAGUGGUCAGUUGAAGACAAAGAGGAGAUCAUGUACUGCUACUUCUAUGCAACUGAUCCUAAGUUCCCAACUAAAGGAUAUGCCAGUAGGGCUCGUGAAAAACUGCAGUACAGAAAUAUAAUUUCGAUUUCCAAAUUGGAUAAGGUGACAGAUGCAAAUUUAAGAUCCCUAAUUGGAAUAAUUAAAGAAAGAAAACAAAUAAGUCAUGAGAAAUUAGAAUACCUCCAAAGAACAGCAAAAGAAGAAAUAAUACAAGAAACAAAGCAGCAUUUACAACAUGAACACACUCAUAGCCAAAUUGAGUAAAAGGGAAGACAGAUUUGAAGACAAAUUCAGAACUCAACAUCCAAACAUGAAUGAACUGAUAAAGUGAUUAUCGGCCAGAAGCAGAAUGUCCUUAAAAGCAACUGAUUCUUAAAUAGUGAAAUACCAACAAUAAUGAGGAGUUAAGAAAGGAAUUGAGUAAGUUAUGUCAGAUUGUAAGUGACAAUGAAACUUAAACUCCAGCGUAACCACCCAAAAGCACAAGAUCUGAUGAACCCAAACACCAAACAAGCUAAGCAUCCAGAAUUAGAAAACAAAAACAACAAAAAAGAAAAUCUGCAGUCAUCCAGAUCCAAAAGAGAACAAAACAAGCAAAAUAAGCAACCCAGCAAGAGCAGAAAUGACAACAUGGUUAAAGGACAAAGAAGCCCAAGAAAUGAAAGAAGAACUCUUGGACUUAAUCAUCAGAUAAGAAUACAAAAGUUGAUUGAAAAGACAAGUGACCAGGGCUGACGUUCCAGUACUGCAAGUGAGGUGAAUAAGGCCAGAACUGAGAGAGAGAGGAACCCAGCACUAUGCAAUGAAUUAACACAAAACAUGAUUAAUUAGUGAACAGAAAAAACAGAAGAACAUAAAGUUAAGAAAACAUUAACAAAUUUUCACACCACCCAAGAUGAAACUGAGUGAAGAAAAGAAAAAACGACCUGUUGGAAGUGGUGGCAUUAAUCAAGGUAUAUAUGAAAGGAGUGAAAUCACAAAGUUCCAGGAAAAAUACAACAAUUAAAGAAACAAAUGUGUAUUAACACAUGAACUUCACCAUAUCAAACAAGAAACUUAGAAUUCAGACAGAAACCCAAAGCUUAUGAGAAUUUAAAUAGAAACCCUAAGAAAGGGUGCAGAACAGACUAUUUAGAGGCAAUCCAAAGAAGUCUUAUGGAAGUUAAGUCGGGGGCACCCUGGAAGUAACUUCACCAUUAGACCAAAAAGACACUGAAACAUUUUGGAGAAAAAUAUAAGACAAUGCUCAAGAACACAAUAAAGGAGCAACAUGGAUAAGCAAAUUAUAGAACAAAAAACACCCAAAUGAAAGAAAUGAAAUGGCAUGCAGUAAAGCCAAAGAAAUGGAAAACAAACUCAGAAUGGCUCCUAACUGGAGUGCACCCUGUGCAGAUGUCAUACCCAGCUUCUAACAUGUGAACCUAAAUUUGCAGUGUCACAAUAUGACUGAGUGUAAAAGUAAGUUAAUGGAACAACAACAGACAACAAAACAAUGGUUUGCUACAGGAAAAAUCUUCAUGCAAUCAAACUCGGGAAGAAAAUAAUCUCCCCUUUGCCUUCCUCUCCCCUGUACAUAAAUUCUUUAAAGCAAAAGAUAUUGAUAGAAUUCUAAGCACCCAGAUCAAAAUACUUCAUGUGCAACAGUACAAAAGGAAAAUAAAGCAAGGUCAUAUGGAAGAAAAGACCAGCUUUUAUAAAGUUAUGCAAGAAAGGCAGAAGCUGAAGUGUGGUGUGGAUGGACUAUUAAAUACCUGUAAUAGUGUAUCAGACUCCUUGAUCCACAAAUGCUUACAAUUAUAUGUAAACAACUGUUUUUGAGUUUCCCUAUUAAUGCUAUGUAAUUUCAAACAUAUCGGCAGUUUCACCAAAUAUAUAAUAAGGGGAGAAACAUUCCAAGGAGACUCUUGUUCUGUCUGGCAUCAAACCCCCUAAGUGCCCUCCUCAAUAAUGUUGGUCAUGGGUGGUUCAACAUCAGCACUAAAAAUCAACUGAAUUGUUAAAUUGUCACUCCACUGUUCUUUAGGGAUACCUUGAGGCUACGGCUCCAACAACUGGCACCUUGAAGAGCAUCUGCACUUGGUUACAGAAUAUUUCAAUAACAUCUAAAUGACGUUUGGAGUUGACCGAUGUGCCAGAUUGACCUUCACAAAUGGGUAAUUAACAUCAAUUAAAAAUAUUGACCUCAAUCAUCACUGUUAUCAGUAAAUUGGAGCCAGAAGAACCUUUUGGAGAUUAAUGAAGGAGCAGAUCUAAACCUUAAGACACUAAGGCAGACUGUUGGCAAAGAGUACAUUUGUAGAGUGAUUUUAAAAAAAUAAAAAAGAGAGAGAGAGAGAGAUCUCUAACGACAUAAAAAAUCACACCAAAAUCAACUGGCAAGACCUAUCCAGUUUGAUAAAUUUGGAUAAUUAAACUGAUGUAAGAAAGGUGUAGCGAAAUUAAUUAAUUGAUGAUAAUCAACUAGUCCUCAGUUUUGCAUGUGCUAUACCAGUUAAUUAGAUACAUCAGUCAGGCUCCUAAUUUAUUUUCUUUGCUUUUCUAUGUAGGUGGGCAUUCAUGGCUGUUAAGACUUAUAAAAAGGUUACUAAAGCCCACUCAUUUUAAGAAACGGGCUACCAUUUAUUGAAAAAUACAAGGAUUAUAGAAAUAUGAAAAAUGUUUGUGUAAGACAUAGGAUGUGAUGACAAGACAAUACCGAAGAGGCUGACUGAGUUCAUUUACUGGUCUUCUUGAUAUUCUUGGUUUUACUGUAAUUUUGGUUCAACGUUUCACUGGGACAUCCCACUGCAAAGGGCUAAACUGUAAUGUUGUAAUUCAAGGCUUUUGUUUCCGAUCUAAUGGCAGGGUGCUGUACCGUGUUGGCCAUUAUGGAUGCAAUGAGAAGUCCAGCAAAAUUACACCUUUUUAUUGGAUAACUGAACAGAUUACAAUGUGCAAGCUUUCGAGGCAACUCGGGCCCUACCAAAUGCCUGAAGAUGGGGCCCGAGUUACCUUGAAAGCUUGCAUAUUGUAAUCUGUUCAGUUUUCCAUUGUAAUGAAAAUCAUGAGGGAAAAAAAAAAGCUAACCUGAUAGUCCUGUGCCUGGUACACAGAAACAAUCAAAUGUGACAAAGGAGGUCUAGAUGUGUACUAUUUAGAGCUAUGUUUUAUCUUGGUCCAGAUAAACAGAUUAACAACACCAAUUAUUUAAGGAUGAGGUCCAUUGUUGUGUGGAAUUGGGUCCCUUGUCUUACAGUUUGAGCUUGCAGUGAAGGGCACACUGUAUUGUUUUGCUACAUGGUCCUUUGUCUGUGGUUUGGGGUUUGCCUCAUAAACUCUUUGCCAUUUCCUUUGUAACUUCAGUAGGAUAGUGUGAGUCUUUCUUGUACAAGAAUGUAGGCAGUGAAAUUUUCAUCUUAAAUUAAUGAUACUUCUCCCUUUCUACUUUGCCUGACUGGACUUGGUCACUGGCACAGAGCUUAAGUAUUGUGGAAUGGAUCUUGGAGCUUGAUAACAGCGUUCAGCUCCAAGGCUGUAUGGAAAGGAGCUUCCAGGCCCAUGGAAAAAUUGUUACUUUUUUUGCUCCCAAGAAAAUAAGUGGCUUACUGCUCCAGAAGAGGCUGAAGAGGUGCAUCUGAUUUUAAUGGAAGGCGUAGCAUCUUGUGAUUUCAGUUAUUGAUCCAGCAUGGGUUUAUAGGUCCAUCAGAGUUACCUAGAUUUUAGCUUAUGGUUACAUGCCUAAAAUGAAUAAAUGAUUUGGGCACCAUUUCCAUGAAAAUAGUCUUGGCAGACAUGUCAGUGAUUUACAGCUGUGUUAUCAGAUGAAAUUUGGAGUUAAUCAAAGUGUUGGUAGAGCUGCAAUUUAUCCAUUUACUUUGGUGUUUUUUCUGUCACUUUCCAAUAAUGUUUGUUCAGCGUAUUGGCCUACAAUUAUUCUGAUCACGUUUUUAUGUUAAAAGAUGAUAUUUGUUGGUGUUCAGUCCUUACGAAUUUCUCCAAUGUGCAGUUAGUUCUAAAAAAUGUGUCAUGUAUUUAUAUAUUCAUUCACUAUUCCAGAAAGUUAAAAAAUCCUGUAAUAUAAAGUAAGCCUCUGUAAUCAUGGCACUUGGUUACUGUGUUACUGAAUCAGAGGUUUUUUUCUUGGUGUUGGUUGAAGCAGGCCCAAUUUGAAUUUGUCCUGCAUUACCUCUUCAAUAGGAAAACCUCAGGCCUGUCAAACACUUCCUGAUACUCCAGUACUUAGUGCAUCAUUUGUGUUAAAGGUGCAGACCACCUCUCAACCUCCAGUGCUAGGACCAGCAUAGUCUCUGAACAUUUCAUUGAUACAACUGUGAAAUAUGCCACAUUAGUUUUUUAAUAAAAUUAAACUAAUCAAAAGAU